Porites evermanni is the source of this 19919-nucleotide messenger RNA. The record is from the annotation of a GenBank genome assembly. Lineage: Eukaryota; Metazoa; Cnidaria; Anthozoa; Scleractinia; Poritidae.
AUGGCAGCAGUAGAGUCCAAAGAUGAAGCCAGUUCGUCGGAACUUUCGGAGAGUCCCCACGCGAAGGAUUCGAAAGUUUCAACAAGUCCGAACCAGAGUAACAACUCAGCUUCAUGGCUCGUCGGAGAUGUAGUGUGGUCGAAAAUCCCAGGCCAUCCUUGGUGGCCUUCGAUGGUUUCUUACGACCCAAACACUGCGGUGUCCUUCAAGUAUAAGGGAAGAGCUAGAUUUUAUCAUGUGCAGUUUUUUGGACAGGAUCCUGUGAGAGGCUGGGUCGCUGAAAGAUCGAUUUUAAAAUUUGAAGGUGAGGGCCAUUCUUGCGUGCACUACGGACUAAAGGAGAAAGUGAUAAGCUCAUGUUGGGCGAAUACUCGGGUAUUAAAUCUCGCAAGUUUUAUCUAUAAUUGCGGGAUUAACUUUAACACACUGUCCUGCUAGGUGUCGUAAUUAAAGGCACAAUUUCUUUCUGUAGCAUGAGGAAUCGGCGGCGAUGUAAUCACUUGCGCGUUGUGUGUUCAAAAAUACAUUUUGUCCCGCCAUGUUUAUCUAAAUUUCAUUCAAAACAAGUAAGUCGCCAACCGACAACGAAAACGAUUGGAAAAUAUCGCCAAAAUGUGUCCAAUUUCAUUUGAAUUUCACUUAUCGCGUAUUGAAUAGCAUUAUGAAGUUCUCAGGCCGCAGAUCCCUGUUUUUGGAUCGUAACUUGGUUAUGUAAAUAUGUUGGGUGUACUUGAGUCUUUUCAAUAUGUUUUGGCGCUUCGCCAUGCUAAGAUUCACCAGUCUUCAGGCGCAUGAUCAUCAAAAACAGGACAGCUGCUUGGGAAGGAAAAGUCCGAAUGUUACCAAUGUGCCCUUAUGCACGCCGAUGAUAGGAUUUUUUUCGUGAAUCUCUUCAUUCGACUUAAUUUUGUUUUGCUUGAAAGGUGUUUUUUUUCCAAAAAGCAGCACAUUUGUCAAAAUUAUCAUUAUUAUUCAUUCUGGCAGAAAGACACUUUAUGUCAUGAAUAUUUGUGUCAGGAUUCAGCUGCCUAAGUUGCAUUGAAUUAAGCUCAGUUUUGGCUUUCUGUCUAUAUGUUACAUUUUUAUUAAAUUUAUCAGGUAAUAUAACUUUGACUGAUUUUGUUUUAAAAAGUUUUUACAAUCUCACAAUUUAUUAUGCCAGCAUGUGAAAAUCAUAGCACAUUAUUUCUUGGUAUCUUUCCCAAUUCUUAUUUUAUUUUUUACUGCCCGGCUAUUCCCAAGAUUGAAAUUGAUCAUCCUGGACAGAAAAUUAAAUAGUCUUUCUUUUAUGAUCCAAUUGUCAAUAUUUGACUUAAAACCUUUUGCAAGCAUCAUAAGUAAUAUUGUUAAAAGUCUGAUGUGGAUAUGCACUACUUUGCUUGAUCUCCCAGACAAACCUCUAGAUUUCCAUUAAUUUUUAAUUUGCUACUUGUAUUGUAGGUUUUGAAUUAAAAACAAAAACAUUGCUGCUCCUGUGCUUUCAUGUUACCAGUAUCUUUUGUUCAAUUCAGUGUUGAAUUUCAGCAUUUAUGCCCUAGAAAUGUGAUGUAAAUAAAUUAUUGUCUACCGUACCUCGUUUUGUGACUGGCGAGUAAAUUGUGGUGAAAAGGGCUUGAUAUUUAUAAUUUUAUCCAGCACAACAAAUGACCUUUUCUAUUAACAUUUAAAACAGCUAUAUUUAAAAAGAGUAUGAUAAAAAUAAUCCAAAUAAUAGUUUUGCAACAUUCUUUAGAUCAAAAAGUAGAUUUCAGUAGCAGAUUACUCUUUGUUAAUGAAAGAGAAGUCUUCAAGAUUUGUUACAAAAUUCUAACAGUUUUAUUGUUUUGUUUGCAUGCCUAUUUAUCGGUUUAUUAAUACAGUGAAUUUUUUAGAAAUCUGUCGGUAAUACAUUGGAAAGGAUUGCUCAACUUAUUCUGUAGCAAUAGCAGCAGUCUUAGUGAUAUAUGAAACCAGCCUUCAAAGAAAAUGUUUUGCAGGUUAUCCUGUAGUGGAUUAUUGAUUUAACAUGGCUUUCUGGUUUAGCUUCAAGUGCUACCUAAGAAAAUUUUUUGGGAGCCCUUUUUGCCACAUUUCGAGGAGCUCAGUUAAAAAAAACUCAGUGACUUUAUUAAAUAUGUCAAAGUUCUAGCACACAACAACUGGUGCACUAAUUGGUUGAUUGAUAUGGUCCACAAUAUGGGCGAAAUGGACUACAAGAAACGUUGUUUUAUUUUAAAGUAGUCACCAUUAAAGAAUCAAAGACAGUAGUUUUUUCUGAUCGAGAGUGUUAUAAAUGUACAUUAUUUUUCUUUAAGUAAUCUCAAAUUUCAAGACUUUUUCCAGUUAGCAUCAAAACGAGCACGAAGUAAUCUUAAUUACAAGUUGAAGAUUCAAGCAUCUAGUUGUAAUUGUUACAAAUAUUCAUUUUUUUGUGAGAAUUGUAAGAGAAUGGAACAAUUUACCUGAGUGGGUUGUCAAGGCGGGAAAUCUUGCAUGUUUUAGGCGUUCUUUACGAUCAUUUUUAAAUGUCUCAUAAUAUUUUCAUUAACUUCAUUGCAUUUCAAGAACAGAACCCUGUAUCUAAAACUUAGUUUAAUUAGUUCCCCAGAAUGACCCCAUUGAUAGUGUCUGUAUCUUUAGGUUGACAGUCUCGACCAGAUCCUCGAAACCUGAUUCACUCUUCUCGAAACCCUUGGUCUCCCUUUUGACCCAUCACACAACACUAAGGAGCGUUGCGUGACGAGACAAAACAAUCAAGACUUGAAUGAAUCAAGUUUUGAAACGCAAGUUUCAAGAAACCAGCAUUUUUUAUCUUUACGAUUUGAAGGGAUUUCGAGAAAUGAUUUAUUUUGAGAGAAACGUUACAAUAUUUGCAUGUACAGUGAACGCACUGACCAACAGCAUUUGCGUGUACAAUUUAAGUGAAGUUAAUAAGUUUUUAGGCGAUAAAAAAGGACCAACGAAAGGUUUUUUGUCUUGAAGUUUGGAAAAUUGACUCAGUAUUUUUGUAUCAAGUCUAUCCUUUGAACUAUCGAAACUGUUUUUAUUUGUAAAGGUUUGUAUUUACAUGCGCUAACCUCGACAGGGUAAAUUAAAAAGAGAUUGAAAUAUGAUCUUGAAUAGCCACCCGAAUCAUUUCAAAAACUGGAAUGUUUUUGUGAGCCUUUCAAAAGUUACCACAAAAUGUACAGCAAAAAAUAGAAUAAAUGAUAAAAGAAACCACCGAGUGUAGUGUUCUUGUUCAUAGCAAGAUAGCAGAUGCUACAAACUUGGAAUUUUACGCUUGUCACGUGUAAUUUGAAACCUCUUGCUUUUCCACAGAUCGCGACUUUUAAUCAGUUUUUACUUCAUUAUAGCAACCUAACAUUUCUAACGCUGAUGGAAAAGUCAUGUUUUCAAUAUCAAAGGUUUCUCAAAGACUAUUGAAUUCGUUCGACGCCAUUUUUGACAAGAAAUUGCAACUGCAGUGCAGCAGAAGUUCAAGAGAAGUGCUUGUUUGUUUACCUUUUAUCAGGGGAAUAUUCUUUCGCCUAUGGCCAAUGACCAAACGUUUUCCAUUUGCGUUUCAAAAGUGUAGAAUGAGCAGGGAAUUUUGUUGUCUGUUUAACGGAAGUUAGCCUGACAAUCAUAAGUUUUGGGCGCCUGUUCAGGCUCCCUGUUGAAAAUUUUGGUCGCCAGAGGGUAAAUUGUAGGUGCCUCUGGUGCCCGCACGUUAUGGAGCAGCCUUGUAGCUUACUUGUAGAGAACUGCAGUUUCCUAGUGUGAUAAAACUAAAAUUAAACCAAUAAGUAUUUUAAAAAUGAAGUGCUGGUCAAGCCUUUUCAUUCAAAUGAAUGGUCAGGUUUAAGGAUUUUUUCCAUAGACUCAAAAGCGACAUGUACAGGGCUGUGCUGUAGCAGAGCCCGGUGGCUCCUGGCACCUUACUUUUGCUUUUGGGUGACUAGGAAAUCUUAGUUUUUCAAUAGAAAUCAUAUGCUGUGCACCCUGGAUUUCAUGGGUUCAGACUAUUGGGCUGCCUUCAAUGUUUCGUAGAGCACAACCUUGCAUGUAGAUUUGCUAUUCCUCUUUCCAUAGCCCUUUUCCAGGCUCCCAGAUAGUGGGGUCCAUGAGAGUGAGAAAGCGCAAACAUGAAAAUAAAACAGGAGGAAACCAGGGAUAGGAAAGGUCAUCGCCCCCUUUUCCCAAAUCACAUGCUCAUAUUUGUAGGUGCCUUUCACUUACGUGACAUCCCUACUUUCUGAGAUGAACAGAUUAAUCUCUGUGUUACUGUUGACUGUAGGAAUAAGUAGUGAGUUUUGUUAAAUUGUGUCUUACUUUAUUUACACCACAGGUCGAGAAAACUUCGAGAGCUCUCAAGGCAAACAGCUCAAAAUUGCACAGAAGCGUGUGGCACAGUGGGAAGCUGCAGUCAAAGUAGCUGAAAAAGCAAAACCAAUGAACAGACAUGAACGGCAACUAUGUUAUACAUUCAAGUACUAUGACAAGAAUGAGGCAAAACGAACAGAACCUUUGAAAUUGAAGAAGUUGAAUGGUUUGAGUGUUAUGUCCGUAGCUCAACAAAUGAAUGGGGUAGCUGAAAAUCAUGAAACUAAAACAAGUGGUGUCGGCAAUGUUGAAAGUGUGGUUUCGGAAGUCAAGGCUGUUAAUGGAGUUGGGGUUGCCAACAGCAGUGUGAAAACUGACCAGCGGAAAACUACUAAUGAGAAGACACAGAGGAAAAGGAAACUAAGUUCUAUAGCGGGGACUUCGAAGUUGUUUCCGAAUCAUGUAGAAGCUUCUAAGGCUUCAGAACCUCCCAAGAAAAGGAAAAAACAAACUGCCAAAAAGCAAAGCAGUGAGAUUGACCCUGUUGAAUCAACUGUGGAGGUUACCAGUGACAGAUUUGACAUACCAAUCAACCUAAACAUGGGAAACAAAAUGGAUUUUAAUUCAGACUUGCAUGGCAAGUGUAAUGGCGUAUGUAGUAGUAAAGCUAGUUCAACUCCUCCUAGAUUAAAUGGUGAUAUUUGUGCUUAUGGAGCAAACAUGGAAGUUUCACCCAAUACUGCUUUGAAGUUAAAGAUCAGAAAAAUCACACCAGAGCAAACCCAAAAAGAAGGAAAGCGAAAGAGAGGACGGCCUCGUAAGCCGCAUUUUGUUAUUGUCAGUGAGAGUGAGAGCAGUAUGGAAGUUGAAAGUUUGUCUGAAUCACCAGACAAAGUUAAAAGUAAGCAGAGUUCUUCUAGUGGCAAGGACUCCAUGCUAGACUCUGAUGAGUUAAGAAAUGGUGAAUCGAUAUUGACGAAGAAACGCAUCCGUAAACCCUCCAGCAAAGUAUUGAGUGCACAAGAAGUGGCAAUAUUGAUGAAAAAAGAUUCAACAGCUGUGAAGGAGAAGAAGAAAGCUAGUUGCAAUAGCAAAAACGUAAAAGAUGAGGGUGAUGUCGAGGCAAAAACUAAAAAGGUGAAAAAGGCAGAAACUGUUGAGGUUAAAAGUAAAAAAGAAGCACAAAUGGAAGUUGUUGAUCCAAAAAACCACAAGGUGGAAAAAAUGGAAAAUGUUGAGCCAAAAUGUAAAAAGAUAAAAGUUGAGGAGAGAAGCAGUGAACCUUCUGAACUGAGUAGUACUAUUGAAAUUGAAGGAAGUGUGACUUCCUCAAGUGAUGAUACAGGCAGUAUAAAGAAUGGUACAGUGGCCAAAAAGGAAAAAGAUGCUGUUUGUGUUGUUUGUGAGCAGCAAGAAAACCUAACUCACUGUGAGGGAAUCUGUGGAAAUGCUUUUCAUUUGGAUUGCAUCGGGCUUUCUGUUGUUCCUAAAGGGAAGUUUAUCUGUGAUGAAUGUGUAACUGGCAAUCACUGUUGCUUUGUCUGUCGACAGACUGGGAAUGUUAAGCAAUGCUGUCAACCACUUUGUACUAAAUUUUAUCAUGACGAAUGUUUGAGAAUUUUUAAGACUGCUAAAUUUGAUGGCGAUCGCUUUUUCUGCCCACUUCAUUUCUGUGGUACAUGUGUGUCUAACAAGUCUGCUGUCACUAGAAAACGAAUGAUCCGUUGUGUACGUUGCCCAACAGCCUAUCACGUCUCAGGUUGCCUUGUCGCGGGAUGUAUUCCUGUAAGUUCGCAGCUGAUGGUAUGUGCAAAGCACUUUUUACGUGAGAAAAACAAGGCUCACCAUACUCAUGUCAACGUAAACUGGUGUUUUGUGUGUUCCAUUGGUGGCACACUGAUUUGUUGCGAGAGCUGCCCUGCUGCAUUUCAUCCUGAAUGCAUCAGUUAUGAAGGGAUUCCUGAAGGACAUUUCUUUUGUAAAGACUGCACUGAAGGCAAGCAGCUUCUUUAUGGAGACAUUGUCUGGGUUAAACUAGGAAUGUACAGGUAACAAUAGUGAAUUAUAUAAUGUUCAAAGAACUGUGUAUGCUUUGAUUGGUCAGAAGUAUUCCUAUGUCCAUAAAGAACAGUAAACACCCGCUAAUAAGAACCUACUUUUUUGUAGUGUAGCAAAAUAGGUUCUUUUAUUUUGGAGUACUUAUUGACAGUUUAGGCUAAGUAGGUUCUUAAUUUUUAAGAAGGAGAUACAGUCGAAUCCCGGUAACUUGAACCCUCUAUAACUCGAACCUCCCACUAACUCCAAGCAAUUUACAUUUCUCUUCGGAUGGUUUUCUGUAUAAUUUUACUCUUGAUAACUUGAACUCCCGAUAACUUAGGCUUUUUUCUAUUUCCCUUGAAGGUUCAAAUUAUCGGGAGUCAACUGUAAUAGAUUGUUGAUUACCAGAAAAGUACACGAACUUUUAAUUUAUUCACAAUUGUAUUAUAACCCUAACAAGACUGACUAUCAAAUUUAUAUACCGUUAAGCACAGUAUGUUCUUGUUAUACUUAAAUUUACAACUCAAAGUGAAAUUGUUUAUGAUAAUUUAACUGUAAUCCACAUCAAAGAACCUGCUUGAUGUUACUUGGCUAAAUGUGUUCUUAUAUUUUGGGGUAUUAAAAUGCCAAAUUUGUGCCAGGAGGUUCUUAAUCCACAGGUUGUUAUUAGCGGGUGUUUAUCAUAUGCACUGCGUCAUGGGUGGCUACAGUUAUAUGGACAUACUAUAUGAAUGCAUCCUAUGUCACAAAUUCAGUAAGCUCAAUUUAUGGGAUGUUUUAUGAAAGAAAUAAAAAGACGAUAAUUUUAUUCCACCUGCAUUGUUGAGGUACAGUGUAUGAGCUCUUGGAAUUGUUAAAAGAAGUACGAGAAGCACUUUGUAUUUUUGCUUGACAGUUUCCAUGUGCUUAUAUAUUGAAAUCGCUUGCGUAAUAUUAUUGUCUUUUGUGACGAUUAAGAUAGUUCUAAAUAUUUAAUUGCAAAGGCAAUGGCUGUCUGGUUGUUUUAGCCCUGUGGUUAUUCCAGACAGCCAGGACAUUGUUUAUGCAUUAGUUGUACUUAGUUCCGUUGUAAAGUUGUGUUGCUGGUACAACAAUGAUUGUUGUUGUUGCUGUAAACUUGUAAAGAGAGGAAGGAACAAUUUAAAACAAAAGCUGUAAAUGGUCAAUUUGGGGAAGAUUAAGAAAAUUUUUAUGAGUAGUCUGUAAAACUUUUCUUCUGGUUAGCUUUUGAAAGUUUUUUUUGUUUGUAAAUUUGAGUGAUAACUUUCUGGGGACUUAAACCAUCUUACUUGAUUUGGCUUGUCCAAGUUCAGCACAAAUGCCCCUUAAAGUAUAUAAGAAAAAUACUUGCAAUUACUGUAUUAACUUGACUGCUGCCCUCGUUUUAACGCUGCAGAUUGAAGCAAACUUAUCAAUGAGCACCACCCUAAAAUAAACAGAGUGUGGGGUUUGUUUGAUGAUAAUAAGAAAAAUGUAGGUAAAACAACAUCCAGACAAUUAAGAGUCUAUCUAAUAUGUAAAGCAAGAUAUUAGAACUUUAAACAACCUCCUGUUUUACCUAACAUUUGCAAAUGAUUGAUCAUAAUUAUUGUCAGUGGUUUAAUAAAUGUGAUUUCAAAAUAAUGUGUCAUGAUGCAUCAAAAAUUCUAAAAAUUUAUUAACUCCCCAGUUUUCAAUCAAAGAAAUAUGACAACUACUGUUAACUUCUAUACUGUCUAAUUCUGUGGCUAUUUUCGUAAGUUCAUUAAGAGUUGUUUUAUGCAUAUCUGUAGAUGGUGGCCAGCACAGAUCUGUAAUCCACGCGAUGUCCCAACAAACAUUCAAAACAUGCGUCAUCAGCCUGGCGAGUUUCCUGUUCAGUUUCUUGGGUCACAUGAUUAUUACUGGAUUCACAGAGGUCGUGUAUUUAGUUAUCAGGAAGGUGACAAAGGAUCAACAGACUCUGGUACCAACAAGAAUCUGGCCAAAAUUUUCAAAAGGGGUGAGUGUACUAGUGAAAAAAUAAUUUUUUUUGGUUGUACAACUGUACAAGACUUGACAAUCACAUAGCACCAUACCCUUGGCACGUAAUACUUGUGUGUUGUUCUCAAGCAUUUGAAUUCGACAACCACAAGUCAGGUUAGGACUCACAAAUUAAUUUUCAUAAAAAUACUGUAGUUGCCAUCAAGAACAAAAGCCCAUUUAAUUGGAAUAUAUUCAUAGUUCAUUUGGAAUGUGUGUUAAAAGUAAGAAAUUAGUUGAAGGCUAAAAGUGGCGUAAAUUACAGAAGUAAAAGAAUUAGAGAUAUUUUUCUGGGAAGGAAGCAGGAAGCUCAAAUUGAAACUAUAGGGGCUUAUUACUUACUUAUCAUGCCCUUUUUCAGCACUUGUUGAAGCGAAGGAGAAGUACAGCGAGUGGAGAAUAGAACAAGAAAACAAAGCAGAGCAAGAUCUUCAAAAGAUGUCCAAAAAACCAGCCCCAUAUAAACACAUCAGGGUUAGUUUAAGUUAUGUUAUUUUCCAUGUUGCAAUGCGACUACUAUAACCAGGGCCACCUAGACAAAGUUGACCAAUCAGAUUACAGGAAAAGGACAAUACAUUCCGAGAAAGUUAGUUGUCAAUCAUAAUUACCAUGAAACAAAACAAACUAGUUACAUGGAUUAAAACCAACCAAACACAAUCUACAGAGGUGACCUUUUGAAUCUGCUGAAGAAAGAGGCAAAAAAUGUAAAUGUUUAUCAUAUUUUCAACUGUGGCAAUGAUAGCGAAGAAAUUGCUGGCAGAUGACCAAAUAUUAUAAGAGCUAAUUGUGCCUCUUUGUGUUUACAUGUGUAUGUAAGUUUCAAAUAGAAAAACAUUGUCUCAGUCUGGUGAAACAGUUUGCUCUCUUGAAAAACGUUUGCUAUCAAUAUUUAAACUUUGUGCUUCGAGUAACUUAUUGUUUUCUUACAAGCUGCUGAUUGGCCCACAACCACCUUUCUUGGACUGUAUCAUUAUUUUCCCGUAAUCCAGUUGUUCAACUUUGUCUAAGUAGCCCCAGUUACAAUGGUCACACUGUAAGUUUAAAACCUUAACGUCUGCCUUAUGACUUCAGGAAAGUGCCACCUUUUCAGGCUAGGUUGGAAACCUGUAGGUUUCUACAUGCAGGGUUUAACUGCGCCUUUGAAAAUCAAACCGGGAGUACUCUAAUUCAAUCAGGUAGUAUUGUAAACUCCGACUGAGUAAAUCUUAACUUUUGCCACUCCACGUCUAACAUUUAGAUUUCAUGGAGCUUUCUGUUUCAUGUGGUAAAAUGUCCCUGAGGAUUGGUAAUAAUAAAUCAACCUGAAAAAAGGACAGGAAAUUGCAUUUCAUUAAUAAACUCUGAACCCCGAUUUAACACCAGCUUGAAAAAAUUUCAGGUCGUAACUGUGGACUUUUAGAUAAAAUAAUGCUGGGAGCAUUUAAUCAAGUAAUGUUUUGAAUCAAAUGUUAACAGGACAAAACAAGCAAGGUUAGCAACAUUUGCUUUAAGUAUGGUAGACAAUUUACUGCAUAGUAUAAAUUCAACACAAUCAAAAUAAUGAUAGCUGAAAUUCAUCAUCAGCACACCAUACAGAUCAAAUUUCUUGGCUAUUUUUGACUCCUUCAUCAGUCACUGAAAAAACUGGUCAUUGUCAAGAGGUUAUUUUGCGGGUUGGGGACACGCUUUAGUGGCCUUUACUGUUGUAGUGAGGUUUAAACAAGAGACAAUGUAAGGGCUGUCUGCCGGGACUAAAAAAAUGGCCGUUGUAGAGAGGUAUCUGUUUGUGGAGGUUCGACUGUAUUAAUUUUCCCCUCCUGCGAACCAUUACCUGCAGUUCCCAUUGCAGAGUUUAUGCAACCUCAGGAGGAAGAGCGAACGUUAGGAAAUGUGUUGUAGAGGGCUUCAAGUAAAUACCACAUCCUUUCAUUCAAUUCAUUCUUUUGUUUACUUUCAGUCGUUCGACGUACAUACAUAUGCAAACAACAAAAUCAUUCAUUCAUUGCUGCACACACAUUCUCCUUGCCUUGAAGCUUUCAACAUGUUUCCACAAUUUAAAAAAUAAAAUGUAAAAUAUUAUUUUAGAUUAGCUGAGAUGCUAACUAGAUUCAUCUUUUAUUAUCCAUGACCAAUUUAUAGUUUUAAAUUAUUUAUAUUUUUUAAUGUAGUGGUUGAUUGGGCUGAGAUGCUCUUCGGAAGUACAUAUUAAUAUGUAUAGGUUUCAAGGCUGUGCUCUAGCAGAGCCCGGAGGCCCAUGGUGCCUAACUUUUGUUCUUGGGCAACGAGAAAAUCUUUGCUUUUGCAUAGAAAUCAUAUGCUGGGCACACUGGAUUUCACAAGUUCAGAGCCCUUUAAUUUUUCUUAGAGCACAGCCUUUGGUUUUAUCUUAGUAAUUAAUAAACUUGUUGCUGACUGAUGUCUUGCCUCUGAAAAUUAGUAGAGAGUUUUAGCAACAACAACGGCGACAGCUACGAAAACAUGACUCAAAAAGUGAAUUCACACUGCUUCAAAUUUAUCGCACUUACUCCGCCUCGUUUACUUCGUCAAAUGUUGGCAAUUGUUUCUGGAGUUGAAUUCUAAAGGACUGUAUCAAAGUUCAGGAAAAGAAAAAGACAGUUGUUGUCUUCUGUUCCUGUCCUUGACAAAAUGUGAAUUUGGGCACUUUUACAUCGUAGUCUUGCAACAACAGCAAAGAAAUGUACAAAAAAGCGUGAUGCACGUGCAAAGUUGUGUUGCUAAUCAAACCUGUUGCUUUUUUUGUGUCGCCGUCAUCAUUGCUUAAGCUCCCUAUUUUAAGAGGCCAGACAUCAGUCAGGGGGGGGGGGGGAGGGUAGGGGGCAGAAAAACACUAGCAACAAUCAGCAACGACACACAAACAUAAUGACCCAGCCUCAAGACAACGGCUGUAAAAAGACCCGUGAACCCCUGCGAUGUGAUUAGGGCAGCCCCGCAUAUUACUGAUGAGGGAAACAGUUGGCCAGCACUGUCGCAACUUAAAUUAUAUGAAUUGUCCACGGUAGUCUCCAUACAUUUCCUUAGGUUAAAGAAUUUGCUGAGAGAAUUUGAUAACAGAGCAAAGCAUUUUCCUUUCCUCUUCAUUUUAUUAAGUGGUGUGUCUGUCAAAAAGAAAGUUAACUAUAUUGUAAAUAAUUUUUGUUAAGAUUUGACAUUAUGUCAGAUACAAAACACCAAGGUUAUAUGUUGUACUUCAUACAUAGGCUUUUUUGUUGCAACUUCUCUGCAGUUAUGACAAUUGUCAUUCUUAUGUUAGGUAAACAAGUGCACGACAGCCGUACGCAUUCUGAUUGAUCCUUCAGAACUGCCUAUCUGUGACUGCACCGCAGAUAGUGAGAAUAUCUGUGCUGCGGACUCCAACUGCCUGAAUCGCAUGCUUCAGUUUGAGUGCAAUCCUCAAACAUGCCCAUCAAAGGAAAACUGUAAUAAUCAGAGAUUUCAAAAAAGGCAGUAUGUGGAUUGUGAGGCGUUUAGAACAUUGCAUCGUGGAUGGGGAUUAAGAUGCAAACAGGGUGAGUGGUCUCUGUGAUUGUAAUUGUAAUGAUACAAACUCUUCAGUUUUCUUGUGACUGAAUUGCUGGACAUAGCCUCUCAAGAUUUUUCUAAAACAAUUAAUGGCAGUUGCUUAAAGGAGCUGUGUCACAAAUUUUAUCAAAAUUCUAACCACAGGAACUGUAAAUAAAACUCUGUUAGUUCCUGAUAACCUUGUUACCACAAGUCAUGUUGAUUUAUCCGUUAAUAGUGCACUGGACAAAAUUGUUCUGGAUUGACUUUUUACUAUACAAGAAUGGAACAAGAAAAGGAACCUCGAUUAUACUUUAUCUCUUUUGAACUUUAUUAACUUCCACACAUGGAAAAAUAUUUUUAUGUUGAUCAUGCAAGGAGGAAUUGUAUUAAGGCAUAUACAAACUUGGUAACAGAAUCACAUAGGCAUGCAAAAUCACAUGAUUUCUUUCACUGAAAACAAAGUGCUGUGUUAAGAAUAUAUCGUGUUCAUGUUUUGGUGGACCAUAUUUCUGGGCUCUUCUCCCAGGAGCUUGCCAUUUUCUCACUUUUUUCGCACAACAGCUUGAAACAACUCUGUUGGAUUUGCCUUAUGGCUUGUUGCGUUUGCUUCGGUGGUAGCAUAACAACUUGAAUCUCUGACUCUCAAAAACGGUGAUGUAUCAAAAAGGAUACAGUACUGCAUGUCAAUAACUUGGUCCAAGUUGUCUUCAUGGUAAGAUUUAUUUGGGGGUGAUAUUCUUAACAUAACAACACUUCGUUUUCAGUGUGGUUAGUGAAAAAAAUGAUUUGUUUUUCAUAGAAAUUGUGAUUUUGCCGACCUUUGUGAUUUCAUUAUCAAGUUUGGAUAUGCUGUAACGCAAGUCCUCCUUACAUGAUAACCAUGAAACUAUUUUUCCAUGUGUGGAAUUUAAUAAAGUUUAGAGGACAAAAAUAUCCGUAAGGUUCCUUGGCUUGUUUUAUUUUUGUAUAGUGAAACAUCAAUCCAGAAUAGUUUUGUCCAGUGUACUAAUAACACUCAUAAACCCUCUGUUUACUUAUUUCAGAUGUCAAGAAAGGUCAAUUUGUUAUCGAGUAUGUAGGAGAACUUAUUGAUGAAGCCACUUGCCAAGAACGUGUGCGAAAAGGUGAAGACGUGACCAACUAUUACAUGUUGACAAUAGAUAAAGAUUGCAUCAUAGACGCAGGUCCAAUGGGCAAUCUCUCACGCUUUAUGAACCAUAGUUGUGAUCCCAAUUGUGAGACCCAGAAGUGGACAGUUAAUGGAGAAGUCAGGGUUGGACUGUUUGCUUCACGAGACAUCAAGGACGGAGAGGAACUGACUUUUGACUAUCAGCUGGAUUGUUUAGGUGAGUAAAGGUAACAUGGGUUCCUUUUGUUGAAAUACAGCGAGACCCUGUUAAUACAACCACAGUUGGGCUGCUCAUACAGUGAGAAAAAAAAAUAAUCCUGACUAGUUAACAAUUUGCCAAAUUUUACAGAUACAGUGGAAGUUCUCUCAACAGACAGCUCUACAUGUACUUAUGGCCACCUUCACAAAACUGUGUUUCAGCUCUUGUACAAAUUCUCUAUUUUUACAUUCCCAUAAGUGGCCAUGGACACUUUCAGGGUUUACAAGUUAGUUUUAAACUCCUGUUACCCUGGGUACCAGAGGUCUUUUUCUCGCAUGCGGCAGGAUGCUUCAGUGUCAGCCACAGGUUGAAGUCACAAGAGGCAAAGCAACGAGAAAAAACCUCUGGUAUGGAGCAAUGCCAUUUACUGUCCCUGUUGAACUUUGAGCUUUUUUUGGAUUGCAUUUGAACCAGUGAGAUCGGACGUCUCCAACUCUGAUCAUAAGGACUGGCGCAUGAAGUAAUGCUGCAAAUGAGUUUUCAAUAAACAAACAAAAGAGUAAUAAUUUUGACAACUCUCAAAACUCUCAAUGUAAUAUAAUUUGCAAAUUUGUAAGUUUACAUUUCUAGCAUGAACAACAUAAUUACAUUUCUAGCAUAAAGUCUUAAGCGUACGAUUUCAGAAUAAGUGCAUCAGCCAUAUAAGCAAAAGUUACUGGAGUACUUUUGGGAUACUCACUGAUCCCACUUGAUUAAAUCGCACGCAUAGUCCAGCAAUAUUCAGCAGGAGAGCUGUAACAACAAUGCCAUUCCAUUCCCAGUCUACAAGACAGCCAGAACAUCCUAGCUGAGACCAUAAAAUGGAACAUGUCAGUUGUUUGCCUUGCGCUUCAUUCGAUCACUACUCCUCUCCAUUGCCCAUUGUCUUUUGCUGGUUCUUUCUGUCAUUACAGUUUCGAAACUUUCAGCAUCGCAAGACCAGAGUACAUUGUUAUCCUAAUGUAAACAACACUGUUUGAAAUAUCUUUCAUUUGGUGUCCCAUUCUUGUCAACCAAUCGUAGCGUCUGUUAGAUUCAAAGUUCCUUAGGUGGUUCUUAGAAGGCAAUCAGCUGUCGUGUCCAAAAUCUGGACCAAACCGAGAGAAGAGACUUGACUGCAACCAGAAAUGGCACAUAAAAAGUCUUUGAUACCCAGGGCAAGCUUCCGUGAGUGAACACCUGAAAUGAACUCUCAUUCGCCUCUGAGUCUUGUAUUUUAAUAGAUUAAGUUUAACAGGUCAACUGUUCGUCAAAAUGAAUUUAUAUCAGUUUCAGACAUGUUAUACGUUCAGUUACACUUCAAACCACCACUUGAAUUUUCUGCUUAGGACUAAAAAUUAAUGUCACUGUCAGACCAACGGUAUAGCCAAACACUGACAAAUAGUUCUUGCUGCUAUGAGACAGCACCCUUUUUUGCCUCCCGAGUGUGUCUGCUUAUGAGAGCUGCCACUGUAUCACUGAGUGCUCAAUCAUGGCAGUAUUCAUUUCAUAAAUGUCACUGUUUGUCAAUGUGAACUUACUGACUGAAUGAAAAGUCACUUUGAUUGCUUUUCUUUCUUGUCAAGCGGAAAGGGAUUUGAUGGGUAACAUGAGGACAUAGUUUAAGACUUGGACUAAAAAAGGUUUUUCCUGCACUCCCAGUCAGCUGUACGGGUCACCAAAUCUCCCAAUCGCCUUUCUUUUGUGCCAUGGUCUGGAAUUUAACCCACCCCCCCCUUUUUUUGGAAACUUCAUAGUACAGUUUCUGGCAUCAUUUUAACUUUGUACAUCUCUCACCACAAACAAAGAUUAGUUUUGUUAUCAUAAUCAUGAAAGCAACUGCUGUUGGCCUGUACUUCAAGUAAGACUACAUGUAAUGUCUGGAGCCACAUUCACAUAAUUAUUUGGGAUCAAAAUUGCAGGAGGGGGCAGGUGGUAUAGUGAAUGAGACAGUUUUCAGAGCUUAUAAAAUAAGGGAGGUGUGUUCAGUGAUGUAUACUGUAAAUAAUUUGAGAAUGAUACUGUACAGUGGGAUUGACCUACUUAGUCUCAAAUUGUGUGAACUGCUGCAAAUGACCAGUAAGCUUAGACCUGUUAUUAGCAGUGGGCAACUGCCUUUUAUAGCCUCCCGGCCUACUGUGGUGAAAUUAAUGGUCAGAUGACAUGAUGUCUUGACUAGAGUGUAUCAAAUAAUUGAACAACUAAUGGGAGGAUGAUAAUUAUUAAGAUGGAAUCCAUCAGCAUUAUUAAGGUGGAAUCCAUCAGCAAAUUGAGUAAUCUUAAUGUUAAGUGGACAAAAACCUUGCACCAGAAUAAUUUAAAUGAUAUCGCAUUCUUUUUACAUUUUUCAAGGGCUAUGGAUGUAAUUAGUUAUCUGUAAUGACACCAAAGAAAAUUUUUUUAUGAGAGCACGAGGAAAUAAAAUAAUGUCAAAUUUCACAAAAUGACACCUUACAGAUGAAAUUUUCAGUAUUUUAGCUGUGUUUUCACAAUUAUUGUGAAAUUUGACAUUUAUUUUUUCGGCCUCCCAUGAGAAAUAGUCUUUGGUGUUAUUACAGAUAACUAAUUAUAUCUAUAGCCUAUGAAAAAUGUAAAGAAGAAUGCGAUAUUGUUUCGGAUUUUGUCCACUGAAAAUUAAAAUUACUCAAUUUCCUGAUGGAUUCCAUCUUAAACUGUCAAUGUCUGAAUAUUUUAUCAGGAAACGAGAAGAAGAAAUGCCACUGUGGAGCUAAAAACUGCAGCAGUUUUCUUGGAGUGAGACCCAAGAACCAGGUCCAAGAGGAAAAAUCUAAAAAACCAGUAGAUAAAAGAAAGAAGAAACGAAUCAAGAAAACUGUUGUCAAAGAAGGUAAAUGGAUGUUUCUUUUGCAUGUGGGGGCAGUUUUACUGAAAGUCAUCAGUGAGCUUACGCAACGGGACAGCAGAAAGACUAGGACGGUGAAAUGCUUGUGUAUGACAAACUAUUAGGGCUAUUAUUUGCAAGUUUUUUUGUGAUCUUCACUUAACAUUAUUGUGUUCUGGGCCCAGUUGUUCCAACACCGGUUAGUGCUAACUCGGGGUUAAAUUUUAACCCUGGUUUCUUUUUCUUUCUACCAAGAGCACUCUAUCGGAUAAUUUUAUCUAUUCUUUUUAAAGUAUCCAAUCAUCAAAUUGAAGGCAAAGUGAAUUAAACUGAAUUUGCUUUAUAAGCUCUCAUAUUUGAGGUCAAAUUUCGCACUAACCCAAGGUUAUCUUAACCCAGCUUCGAACAACCCGGCCCUGGUCUUUUACAAAUAGGUCUGUCAAAAGGAAGGUAAAGUCUUGUGGAAAAUUUUUUUUGAAUAUAAUUAUUCUUACACUUUUUAGAAAAGGUUUGCAGUCGUCUUUCCCCCGCUGUCCUAUUGUGUAAGUUCACCAGUUUGACAAUAUCCUCAGAAAAUGUUGAGUGCAAUAAUGUAAUAAAAAUGCGCUUUUUUAACAAAAUGUGCUCAAGCUUCAAUAUUGAAAAUGCAACAUUUUUAUUUUACCAUAAAGUAAUUUAGUAUUGAAUCCUUUAUUCUGCUUUAAAGACCAAAAGCAAUGAGUUAAGCAGCUCAAAGUUAACAAUAAGCUGUGACUUUCAGUUUAAAAUUAUAAGUAAUGGAUAUUUCUCGUUAAACUGUAAUUGCCUAAAUACGAAUGCCUAACACUGUGCUGUAUAAAGCUACGCUUUUCAAAGUUGCUUCUUUAGUGAUAAAAGCUAAAACAAGUGUACAUUACUGAAGCAAACAUUUCCGUUUGGCCUCAGAUCUGCCAGUGUCAUCUGAACAUCGCAAGCGUCCCCCUCCUCUGCCAGCUGUUCAACAUGAAGUCUUUAAUGAGCAUGGCACCAGUUGUAACACCACUGACCAGGCAAUAAAGCUCACAGGCACCUCUCCUCUCAAUAGCGCAUUGCCAUGGACAUAUAGCCCUCUGCAACCAGGGUUGUCCUUAAGUAAUAAUGUCUAAACAAGGUGUGAUAUGUAUGUUUUAAAUUUCAUUCUUUAAAGAAACUAAAUAAAUGAGCUAGUUGGCCAAAUUAAGUGUAAAUUUAAUUGUAAGAUAUUUUAUCUGACUGAAGUGCUGUUGCACAUUGUUUAAAAAAAAAACAACUUUAUUCUGUACAUUCAAUCCUUAAUAAUGCAGUGGUAUAUAAAUGAUAAAAUAAAACACAAUAGGCGAUAGAUAAAGAAGAAUUAUUAUAAAUUGUGAGAGGGUGUCACAUACUUAAGAACCCAUGAUAAAGAUCACCCCGUGUCUUCCCAUACCUUUCCUACCAUUACCUUGUGCGCUAGCAAAUAUUUGAGCUAUUAGUUGUUUUAAAUAUGUACAUAUUUUAAAUGAUUUUCGUAUGGAAUAGAAUAUUGAUUUGAUUUGAUAUAGCAUUACUUAUUGUAAUAUAUUUAUUCUAUUUUUUCUUUAUUGGCCUUGGUGUAAGCCAGUACUUAGGAAUAAAGUCUCUAUUAUAUAUUCUAAGAAAUCUCAAUUACUCAAGACUUAAAAUACAAGUUUCACCGUACUUUAAUUCAAUUAUAAUAAAUCUAAGAUCUGAUGCACUGCUUAGCUCAUUACAAGUAAAGGUAGUUCAUGAUAGUUAAUAAUGAGUUUACUCAGCCUUUUGAAGCUUUUGAUAGAAGUAUUCAAAUUGGGUUCUGUACUGAUACGGGACUCCACGCCAUUAGACUGAUAGUUUGAUACAAAAUACAUGUAACUAAAAAGUUAUAGGGCUUUUACCCUUAUGUCAGUCACAAGAAAUGCAAUCUAAGUUGAUUUGUAUUCUCAUUUUAGUCCAUGAAGACGAUUGCUUUAUUUGUGGUGAUGGUGGCGAGCUUCUGAUGUGUGACAAGGGAGGCUGUUCAAAGUGCUACCACAAGGGCUGCCUCGGUGGUGAUGUUAAUGUCCGCGGCAAGUGGAUCUGCCCUUGGCAUUUCUGUGAUGAAUGUGGCAAAUGGGCGAAUGUUCUGUGUUCAGAGUGCCCAAACUCUUACUGCAGAGGUCAUUCCUCUGGUCAAAUUACCGACGUAGGAAAUGGGAUCCUGCUUUGCUCUGAUCACAUUUUGACAAGGACCAAAACAUCACAAAAUCAGCCCGUCGAAGAGGAAAAGAUUAAUGGAGAAGUGAGCAGUACAGAUACACUUGAUUAAAACAUCAAUCAAUAUCUAGAAGUUGUUUUAUAAUUUUUGCACAUUAGACAUUUAGGUUGUACAAGAAGCUUCGUCGAUUGCUAUUUUUUAUCUUUCUACAGAAUCCGGGAUGAUUUAAAUCACUGGAAACUUAACUGUAUUAGAUGUUUUCUUUAGUCCAUAUAUUUCAUUUUGAUCUGCCCAAUGAUAAGUUUCUUUCAGAACAAAGUAAGGUAUUCAUGGCGCUGGAAAGGGCGUUCUCCUGGAAUGGCAUUUGAAAGGAUUGGCCACCUUCUAUUUCUGAAACUGUAGUUACAUAUUAAAAAUAUGAGCUGAAAACUAGUACACAUUGACCUGACCUUAACUUUUAGUUAAUAUGGGUUUAAAUUGAUAGUAAACUUCCUUUUUGAACUACUCUAGAUUUUUAAGGUAUGUAAUGGAAAAAUUCUUCUGGGGUUGUGUAUGGUCAUAAACUGACCAUAUAUAGAUUUUUUUUCUGGUCCUAGCAGAUUUUAUAGGUUUCCUGUUUUGCAACUGUGAUAGUGAUGCAAAUCAUUGUUCAACCAGUGAUAAAAACUGAUUCUUGAAUAGUUAGCACAGAAACUACAAUAUUAGUAUUAGUAUUAGUAUUUCAAAACCAGUCAAAUAUUCCUAGCUGCAAGCAAAGUGCAGUUAAGCCGGCAGUACUUUAGAAAGUGGUAUGUGUCACUGGUCAGCAUUAAACUUAAAGCAAUCACGGAGUUUAAACCCCCACUUAGUUCAUAACUCUUGGAGUAGCUUGUAUUUCAUUGGCCACACUUCAAGAUUUCAUUUCUUUAAAGACUCAAAUAGUUAGAGCACGUAACAUUAUUUUAGGCACGAUUACAGUAAGAAUUUGUAUGGGCUUAAAGCUCAUUAUUUCAAGGGAAGAUCGCUUACGUGACGUUAAGGAAGUUUAUUGUUGGCAACAAUUAGGUCUAAGAAUAAUUGUUUUAAAAAGUCCAGAGUGUUUUAAAAAUUCUUUGGCUUGUCAACAAGAUCUCUUCAUUUUCGUGGCAUUCAUCUCGUGAACAUUUAUUUAUACACAGUUUUAAUUCAAAGCAUGGUAGUGUUACAAAGAAGAACAAGAGUACAUUUAUGCAAAACUGCUUGUUCAGAAUCGGCCCCCAAAGAAUUUCGGGAUAUACCAAAGUCAGCAAUAGGGUGGUGAAGGUGGGGAUAUUAGUUCAUUGUAGAUAGAUAAUGAAUGUUUAAGCACGGCAUAAUCACUAUCACUUUUACAAUGCAAAAAUCUGUUUCCAGGAAAUGUGCUUCUUGGAGACUGGAGGGAGGGACAAGAGAAAUCUAAUCUGGCUUGGGGUUUCCCAAGAAAGGUUUUAUGAUUGUGCAAGGUGACAUUGAAAAUGGGGUCGCGAAAAUAUUUCAUAGGAGUAUCUGGGCACCGCUUUGCAGUCACUUUAGUUGCAAUCUCUCUAAACUCGUAGCAGUGUAAACGUUUUCUAUUUCUUACGUAAAAUUCUAUUUUGACGAGAUUGUAAGGAAUGAUUGUUAUAUACAGUUAGGAUUAUUAGUUUUACACACUUUUACUGUGCUGAUAUAAUGAUUGUUUUAAAAAUUGUAUCGUACAUCCUCUAAUAAACUUGACAUUGGC